This is a messenger RNA of Epithele typhae, 999 nucleotides long. RefSeq lists its product as uncharacterized. The transcript has 2 exons. The coding region runs from base 1 to 999 and encodes 332 amino acids. The record is from RefSeq and is a predicted model, not a curated record. NCBI's taxonomy places the organism in Eukaryota, Fungi, Basidiomycota, Agaricomycetes, Polyporales, Epitheliaceae.
AUGAAGGCCUUGGAUCUCGAUCUUCCCAAUCUCGAGGAAACCACCGUCGUCGGAAACGUUGCAAGGCUCCAUAGGUUUCCGCGCAGAGUUGGAGGCAGCGACAUGUUCCCUAGCCCUCCUCAAAACCUUCGCAAGCUCGUGGUGCGCUUCGCUUCGUUCUUUCCUAUGCUUCCAGACUACGGAUCCAUCACACACCUCUCCCUAUCGGUCAUGCGCAAAGUUUGGAAGCCUCACUUCUUCCACCUUCUCAGGACCUGCGGCCCCACACUGAGGAGCUUAACACUCCAUCACUUCUCUAUAGACCACUCCAAACGGAAGCAUUUAUUCCAGAUUCCUCCCCCCACGUACACCCCACACUGGACGACACUCGAGCUAGACUUCAGCCCCUCAAAGGUCACCGUCGUCCUCGCUGGGGCCCCGGAGGCUCACGCGCAGCUCUCCCUCCGGUACACUCCCUGUCCCACCGAUUGGUCUGGGGGUUCCUGGGGCGUCCUAUGGGGGCUCCAGAACUUCAUCCCCUGGAAACAGCUCGUCGCGGUCACUCUGCGCGCCGGCGCGCGCGUCCACACGGCGGUGACGUUCGUCGCGAACGGCCUGGCUGGAGCGCGGGGCGGCAAGAUGGCCUCGCUGCGCAUCAUCACGAAGCGCCCCGGGAAGAGGCCAGAGCUCAUGGAGGCCGCGGUGAAGGCUCUGGGGGAGGUCAUCGGCGGAGACCCGCAGGAGAGCGAGGAGGUUGCCCGCGCGCCGUUGGGUUUGACCUCGCUGGAGCUCUGGGUGACGAAGAGGGUGUUUCUGGAGCAGUUGCAGCUUCGAGGGAGGGUGCCGGGCUUGGAGAGGAUCGUCCUUCAUUGCCCGAGGACGACGGAGGCCUGGGUUGAGCAGAUGCGUGGGCAGCUUCCACAGUUGGAGGUGCAUGUGCUGAAGGGUCAUGUGCUGUUGGAAGUCAACCUACCGGCGCUGGACAAGGCGAUGCGGGGCGACACCGGUGUUUUUGUGUAG